UGUGUGUGUGUGUGUGUGUGUGUUUGUGUGUAUGUCUCUCUCUCUCUCUCUCUCUCUCUCUCUCUCUCUCUCUCUCUCUCUCUCCGUGUGAGCGUGCGGGCAUGGGUGUUAUGGGUGUUAAGGCGCCUCUGUUGACAACCUUCGACGGAGUGGAGUAUCCUUCGACGGAAAAGCCGACAAAGCUGGUCGGAGGACGGGCUUCGUUCAAGCUCACAAUCUCACAGCUAUCGUCAAAGUGCGACAGUAGGCUGUUCCGGGUUUGCUUUCAGCCGUAUCCUCUCGGAGACACGCGACCAUUUUUCCGCAUCCUCUCAAAGCCCAUUCAUAGCAUUUCUCGCAAGAGGACCCCACUUGGCAAGCGGGCGCUGCCAGACCCAGCUCCAGCCGUGUGCUUGCGUGGGAUGUUCCCGGACACGCUGCCGGAGGCAGUGGAUGACCGGCGAUCCCCGGAGGACUCUCACCGCAACGAAAAGCCGAUGCCACAACACCUCUUGACGGCUGCUGACGACGUGAAGAGCGGAUCGUCCGAGCACGGCAACGGCGGCGGAGGUGGUGGUGGAGGUGCUGGGUGCUCGCUGCUUGGUGGCAGUUACAAGAGCGCCGGCAGCGCGGGGGGAAUGCCCUCUCCUCAUCAGCAACAGCAGCAUCAAGAACAGCAGCAGCACGAUUCCGCGAUAGCUUCGGCUGCGAGAGAGAUCAGAGUGUGCAAGCAGACAGUCAUCAAACGGCGACGGAAUGAUGUGGGAGAUAUACGACGGCCUGAAAGCCCCAGCUCGGAGACGUCGGGGAACACACACACUCCCCUGCAUGCGGCCAUGGACAACGCCUGUCUAAUGGGAGGUAGUGGCCGCCAUAGCAGUGGAGAUGCAGCUAACAGCGGCAGUCCGUACGAUGCUCUGGCUGCAGCGGCAGCUCAAGCUGUCAAGGCUUUCCUUGUGGCGCCGAACGAGGAGGAGUGUGGCCCACCGGCCAAGAGAGCGAAAAUUGGGAGAGGAGAUGUGAAGGUUGGAGGGUCUUCUUGUAUGGUGGAAAGGAAAGGCGCAUCGGCUGCAGUAGCAGACGGUAUGGAGGUGGACUCCGCUGCUGCUGGGAAGAAUUCACAAAAUGUUAAUCCCAUGGGGAUGUCAAGCGGCGAUCCUCGCUUCUCUGUGGGGGUCUGCACGGGAGAUAUAGACAAAGACGAAGCGGCCAAGCUCGACGGAGUUAUAGAACCGCUGACCUCCGCUCCCUGGAAAAAUUACGGAUUAUCGGAGGUGGCAGGUCAUAUGGCCAGCCUUCAGGAGGAAAUGGCGGCGGCAUCGGCGCGAACCAACUCCCCAGGAACGACAGCCACUGCUGCUGGAAUGAGUCCUCGCGGACCUCACAUCGACCGUUUGUUCUCGUUGCGGUACAAGGCGGCGGACGAGUAUAUGAGGCUGCAGCGGCUGAUGGACCGUCAAAGGUCCGAGAUGCGAGCAGCUCUAUCUGAAGAUGAACGCCAAGUCGCGCAACUAGAGGCCAUGGCGAAAACGAUCGGCAUGCGCCUUGCUCAGGCGAAGGAAGACCUACAGAGAAAACGGCAGCACUUCCUCGCCGAGGAGAAGAAGGUCUAUCAGAUUCUCAUGGGCGUGUCCCAACAGAAGGGCAUUUCGAGACAAACGUGCGUCCCUCCUUCUCUGAUGAGCCCUUGCGCUCCCGGUGAUAGCCGGCCAUCCGGUGGUAUGAAUGCUCGUUCUACGGACGGUCAGGAUCCCUCCGAGGCUCUGACUGCCCGGCUGCAGCUGCAGCGACCUGGCAUGCCUGCAGGGAUCUCCAACCCCUCCUCGAAGAGCUCGUUCCUUCAGCAAUGCUGGAUGCAGGGUGGCAGUCCGGCUUUCCCCCCGGCUGUAUCCGGGAGCUUGUCUAACGCUCUGUCCAUGCACACUUCUUUGCCCCCCUCGCCCCGUACUCUUGGGCGGCUGAGCCCGCCGCAGCUCUCCAGUUCGCGGAUCGACUCCAACUCGUCCAGCCCAAUCAUGUCAAAUGCCGAGAACCAUGGGCAUGCACUUCAUCCUCAUCACCAUCUUCAGCAUCAGCAGCAUCAGCAGCAUCAGCAGCAUCAGCAGCAUCAACAACAACAACAACAACAACAACAGCAACAACAACAACAACUGCCUGCGUCCCAGGGCCUUUCCUCGGUACCUUCUUCCCAUCCGCUGGCACUGCAUCAUCACACAGCGUCGCAAGUACAGGUUCCACGUCAGCAUCCUGCCACGUCAGCAUCUUGCACUGGCGCGGCACUGCAAAAGCAGGUGACGUGUCAAUCGCCGGGCCACUCCCAGCAGCAACAACAGUCUAUGCACGGAGGCGCGAUGGGAGGGGGUCUGGGAGGCGCAGGUGGAGGAGCAACCGCAGCAACAGCGGCAGUGGGAGGAGCAGGGGGAGGAGGAGCCGCAGGGUGUUUCGGGAAUCCUCAGACGGCUGCAGCUGCCGGCUCUAUGCCCGGCUGCGGUCAGCACUACUCCGCGUUGCUGGGGGCUACCCACUCUCCCCCAAAUCUGAAUGCGUUGGAUCAAUCAGGCAAUUCGACGGCUCGGCGGACUGCCACGUGGCCCUGGGCGCUGCUUUCCAACUCCAUCAACUCCAAUCCCAUCGACUUGAAUCAGGUCCAUGACGGACUCAACAAGCUGUCCCCCGGCGCGAGCGGCUCCUGCGCUACAGGACUCGGGAGCAUGCAGGCAGCACCACCUCAUACCAGACUCGGGCAGACCCUCGUGUCGUCGACGAUGAGCGCCACCAGUCUAACUGGCCUGGGCACUUCGAUCGGCAGGCUGGGACCGAGCCUACCAUCGCAUUCGCUGUCUGUCGUCCCUCCCGCUCCCGGAUUCUCUGCCUCGCGAUUCUCUUAUCCUUCUCCUACACCCGCUGCGGAUCUCGACACCAGUCUGACGCUGGGCCCGGCCGGGGGGCGGAGUAGCAACACUGUCCAUACCGACGCUGCAAGCUCUGUAACCCACGCGGCCAUUGCCGCCGGCACGUCCGGUCGCCCCUCGUCCCACCCUGGCGCUUCCGCCUGCGCCUCGCCCGGACUGCCCAGUCCGAACAACAACGCGCAGACCGUGGACCUCAACAAUGCCACGGCUACGACAAGCAACAACAACAACAACAACAACAACAACAACAACAGCGGGAGUGGCCGAGGAGGGCGUGCGUUUCAGCCGUAUGGGGGAGGAGUCUUCCACAUGUCAGCUCUGGUUGCAUCGGCUGGAGGAGGCAUGGGCGGAGGAGGAGGGGCUGAUCUUGGUGCAGGGGGAGGGUUCUUGCAGGGAGGAGAUUGCGACAGUAGCAGGAUGAGCGGUGCAUCCAAUCAGAUGAGAGGCGCAUCGACGGUGGGAGGAUUCACGGCAUCUUCAGCGAAUCAAUUGCAGCAGUCGCAAGGAGGAAUGAACUGCGGUGGGGGAGGAGUAGGAGUAGGAGUAGGAGUAGGAGUAGGAGUAGGUGGAGGAGGAGGAGGAGGGGGAGGAGGGGGGCUUAACUUCGAGCUCUGCCGAGCUAGCAGCCCGGCUGCGGCUCCAGGUCAGCCGUUGUCAGACUCGCUUCAGCAUGCCUCUCAGAGUUUGAGUACGGAUACCGACGAGGCGGCGUCGGAGACUCGAGGUGGUCCCCACACGAUCAUAGCUGGGAACAAGCGCUGCCAGCAAGUGAAGCAGCAGCAACAACAGACACGCAAUCGCGUCAAGAAGAGUGCCCCCUCCUCCGGUCCAACGCCUGCUGCUGCUGCCGCGGCGGCUGCUGCUGCCAAUCUUGCGGUGACGGCGGCCAACUAGAUCUCCCUUUCAUUCCUGUAAUUGUGGUACCAUUUCAGCUCCCGGUUUAAUUUAUUUGAUACGAUAUAAACUCAUUGCGUCAUUGGUGAUUAUUUCGUCGGGUUGCCUUUUGGGUGGUCUCGAUCUCCUGGACGGCAGAUUGGCCGUGCGCCAUUCCGCGCUUGUGUAUUAAACCUCUCUCGUCCAUUGCCCUCUCUCUCCUCCUCCUCCUCAUCAGUCAUCCUUCCCGGUGUGCGUGACACUGCGUGUGUGUGUGUGUGUGUGUGUGUGGAAGUCUGCUCUCAGCAACGCCGCCACGUGUAUCAGGCUGGGCAAGGCAGUGUGUACAGGCCCCUUUUUUGUACAGCGUGGCCGACGAAUUUGCCGUUGACAGGUGGAAAGCAGAGGAGAGGGAGAGGGGAGAGGUCUAACUUAGUGAUUUGGGGUAUUUUCUAGCAUCGGUGGGAAGAGACUCAGUACUGAUGUUACUCGCUCGAUGGGAAGACGCAACACCGAAGCACAAAAAUUAGAUAUUAGAUGAGAUGAGACGGAAGAGUUGGACAAGUUAAAACAUAGUCGAAGCUGAAAUUUGUAAAUGUAUAUAGAGAGAGAUCACUCCUGUCUUUGCAUUUGUUCUGCGUACUAGAUCUGAUGAGAAUAAACCAUGCAAUUGCUA
Chara braunii is the source of this 4440-nucleotide messenger RNA. NCBI's taxonomy places the organism in Eukaryota, Viridiplantae, Streptophyta, Charophyceae, Charales, Characeae. The record is from the annotation of a GenBank genome assembly.